AUGAAGGUAAAAAGAAGAAGAUUUCCCUUGGCUCUUGCCGUUAUAAUUAUAGGGUCUGUACUCUUUGGCUCAGUAAAAAUUGGCAAGUCAAUAUCUCUAAGGAAUCAAAAACUUGGGAUUAUUUCUGCCAACAAUAGAGAGAUUUCUAAUUUAAAACUUGAAAUAGAUAAUCUAAAUUCUGAACUUGAAAAUUCUUCCUCUGCUGAUUUUAUUGAAAAGGUAGCAAGAGAAGAUUUGGGCAUGGUUAAACCAAGAGAAGUUAUCUAUGUUGACAAGAAUAAGGAUAAGACUGAAAAUACUGAUAAGGGUAUUUAA
This is a messenger RNA of Trichomonas vaginalis G3, 315 nucleotides long. Its product is annotated as septum formation initiator. The record is from RefSeq and is a predicted model, not a curated record. The coding region runs from base 1 to 315 and encodes 104 amino acids. NCBI's taxonomy places the organism in Eukaryota, Parabasalia, Trichomonadida, Trichomonadidae. The transcript has a single exon.